GUCGAAUUGCAUCUAACUCCACUCCCUCCUCAUAGAUAAAGAAAAGAGGAAGAACAACGUAUCCUUAUCUUCCAUACCCGUAAAUGACAAGAAAGAGAAAAACCCCAAAAAAUCCUCAAGAACUAGGAGAAGCAGAGAAGGGAAAGAAUGGGUUUUUCGCUUGCUAUCUCUUGACUUCUCUCUGCCCCAGAUUCAAAGGCCACACCUACAUCGGGUUUACAGUAAAUCCGCGGCGGAGAAUUAGGCAACACAACGGUGAGCUUAGAAGUGGAGCAUGCAGGACUAAGAAAAGAAGGCCAUGGGAAAUGGUUUUCUGCAUUUAUGGUUUCCCAACUAACGUUGCUGCUUUGCAGUUUGAAUGGGCGUGGCAGCACCCAACAGAAUCAGUGGCAGUGAGGCAGGCAGCUGCUGCUUUUAAAUCCUUCUCAGGAGUUGCCAACAAGAUUAAACUUGCUUACACAAUGCUUAACCUCCCGUCUUGGCAGAGCUUGAACAUCACCAUAAACUAUUUCUCAACGAACUACAAUGUACACUCUGUUGGUUGUCCAAGCUUGCCCAAGAACAUGAAGGUCCAAAUUUGCCCCAUGGAUGAGCUUCCCUGCUAUUGUGAUUCGGGUAAUAUUUUAUUUGAAGAGAGAGAAAAUGAAGAUGCCUGGGAUGGUGAAGAGGAAUAUGAGAGAGCUAGUGAUGGAAGUGGAACUUUUGAGGCAAACUUGGUGGAACUUGAAGUUUCCUCCCUGGAUGAGCUUCCAUGCUAUAAUGGAAGGGGGGAUAAUAUUUUUGAAGGUGGAUAUGGUGAAACGGCAUCCAGGGAAGCUUGUAACAGAAGUGAGCCCGUACACGAAAAAUAUAAUGAAUCUGUCAACACACGAGGAACUGUUAAAGAAGCACAUGCAGAUAUUAUAGUUCGUAUUACUGCAGAUUUUGCACGUAGCAUUGACAAGACUUCCAAUGAGCAUUUCAGAUGGUUUGAAGAAUAUGACCAGCAAGACCAAAGGGAAUCACCCUCUCCAGAACUGGAUCAUGCAAAUCCAUUUCCUUUCAUGACUUUACUAGCAAGAAAAGCUUCUUCAAUUGUUACUAGCUUUUCAAAGAGCGAGACUGGAGAUAGGAGCGUAUUGACAUUGAUUGAUGAGGAUGUUUCUGAAUUGGAUUGCCAGAGGGCUAAGAAAUUAGUUAUUGACAAAGAUGAUGAAGCUAGCAACACCUGUGAAACUGUGAACGUGGAUACUCAUUCUUCUGUAGAUGCACAUUGUAUUAACAAGGCUUCCCGUGAACAAUUUGGACAGUCUGAACCAUAUGUCAUGCAAGACCAAAGAGAGCCACCCUCUCCAAAACUAGAUUAUGCAGAACCAUUUGGUUUCAUGAAUCAGCCAUCAAGUAAAGCAUCAUCUUCUAUUGUCACAAACUUUUCUGCGAGGGAGACUAGAGAUGGGGGUGUAUUGACAUUAAUCGGCGAGGAUGCUUCUGAAUUUGAUUGGCCAAGAUGGAAGAAGCUUUCUUGCAAAGUAAUCAAUGAUAAAGAUCAAGUCCUGAUUCCAAGGUCAUUCAUUCCUCGGGAAAUUGAGGUUAUAGAUUUGCUGUCCCCAUCUCCAGAAUGCAGAAUUAGGUCAGCCAACAAGAAGAGAAGAGUUUCUCCUGUGUAUCCGGUAAUUAUUGACUUGACUUAGCCCAAGCUUGUCCAAUUUCCUAGGUUGGACAUAAUAGCAAAAAGUAAUUGGAUAAGUACACAGUUUCAAUCCGAAGAAUCUGCUUUGGCUACAUUGUAAUCUUAUUCCAACAUUAACUAUUCUUACCAACCCUGCUUGGAUCAUGGACUGAUGAUAUAAACUUCAUAUCAGAUAUUUUCAUGCUUGCUUUUUGCAUAAUGGGAUUUAUUCAGACCUUGCAA
Messenger RNA from Populus nigra (black poplar), 1891 nucleotides. RefSeq lists its product as uncharacterized. The transcript is spliced from 4 exons. Gene Ontology annotation, molecular function: 5'-flap endonuclease activity; crossover junction DNA endonuclease activity. Gene Ontology annotation, cellular component: Slx1-Slx4 complex. Gene Ontology annotation, biological process: double-strand break repair via homologous recombination. The record is from RefSeq and is a predicted model, not a curated record. The coding region runs from base 84 to 1670 and encodes 528 amino acids. Lineage: Eukaryota; Viridiplantae; Streptophyta; Magnoliopsida; Malpighiales; Salicaceae.